CUAGCAUUUCAUGUCAUGUCAUGCUGUACGCUGAUUGGCUGGGAGUUGUAAGGGAGAGGAGCCACUACACCUCCAGCAACGAGUCUAACUAUAUAGUAAAUAGUAAUCAAGUCAAAUUAACAGAUCCAAUCGAACAAGAACCGGAAUUUAGAUCUUUCUGGAGUAAGAUUUUUCAAAUAACCAACGAAGAAAACUUAAACCGCUGCACGAUCACAGAGAGGGAAAUAACCAAUUAUAUGUCGCAAAUAACUCACAUCUGGCAACCGAGCCCACGAUCGACCUGAAUACAUUGGAGUCAGUAAAAUAAAUAAACUCAUUUUACAGCAUUUAUCAAACAACAUGGUACAGUAGGAUUCCCUUGGCUCAGGCAUGAAAGGUGUCCUAUAAAAAACAAUACGCUCUGGUCCCCGAAACGCGAGCCAUCCUUGACUACAGAACAGUAGUACACUACAGAAGUGAGUUGUUUGCGGACCAAAUAGAGGAAAUGCUUGACCAAACCAUGUGAUUUAUCAUAACGCCAUAAAAUAAAUAGUUCAUUAUAAUAAAUAAGGUUUUAUCUAAAUGAGUACCUACUGUAUUACAUUGUUUCUGGUACUAAUUAUCAUAUAACAUUACAAAUGAAUAUCAAGUACACAGAGCUUUCCAUUUCCCCGGGAAAUGCCCUAUAUUGGAUUUGUUUUGCGUAACUGUACAGUAUUAUUAAAAAUUAUAAAGGUUAUUACAUUUUAAAUUUUAUUCUCCUUACUAGUGACUUGGAAAAAAUGGUGCAUCUGCAUGUUAAUGUUGGAGAACCAUACUGUACAUUGGAAGCGAUGCAAGAGCAUGCCCGUAAUUUGCCAAUAGUGCAUAAAAGAAAUGUGAGCGACACUCCAAACGGUUAACAGGCGACAGACUAACAGUUAAAAAGCCAAUCAAUGGCGAAAAUAAAGUAAAGCAGUCGACACUGUACCAUCUUGGCACUAACUAGUCUCGCCGUUUCGGAAAGUAAACAAAUCGUGACGUCACGCGAAACGCUCCUAUAAGGAACUAACGAGCAGUUUGGAAAUUCAAUUGUGAUGUAAUGUUCCUCGACCAAUGAACGAACGACAAUUUUUCGGUGUGUUGGAAGCGACGUGUGAGUGACUGUGUCUCAGGUUGGCCAUUGCCCCAGCUGCCAGACUCACUCCAGUUGACGUAUUGCUUGAACGGUAGUGGACUGGUUGUGUUUAGAAGGGUGACUGUUGCUGGUGCUCUGUUCUCGUCCACCCACAGGUGCAAUGCUGUGGUUACGGUGGGCAGCUGCAAUGGCGGUUGGGGUGUUAACCAUGGAUGCGUCAGCUCAUACCAACGCACCCACACCCAUUCUCCUCUCAUCCCUCCACCCAGCACAGCUGGAGAGCGUACUGGAUGCCCGGCUGGCCAGACUUUCAGGGGACAUACUGACAAUCUACCAGGACCAACUAAGGAAGCAUGAUGACACCGUGGACAAGAUCCAGCGAGUGAGGAGAGAUGCAUACUACCCUUCACCACCUGAUGACUUGUGGCAUAGCUUCAUCUACAACACAGGUGUUGGCAACAGGAAAGUGGUGGAGGUAGAAGGUGUUGACAGACUAGGACAUCUGGGACCUGUCCGUAUUGUUGAGGUCUUCCCACUCAAUUUGCCAGAUCUUUCUGCUGUUUACAAGGGAUAUGAUGGAAGAGCUUAUGUGGAAGUGGACGGGAGACUGGAGGAACUGAAGCUGCAUAACAAUUGGACCAUCAGCUCUACCGGUUGUGACUGUGGAGAUGGAUACAAAAUGGCGAGUCUGUGA
Messenger RNA from Homarus americanus (American lobster), 1790 nucleotides. RefSeq lists its product as uncharacterized. Bases 1257 to 1790 code for a protein of 177 amino acids. The transcript is spliced from 5 exons. NCBI's taxonomy places the organism in Eukaryota, Metazoa, Arthropoda, Malacostraca, Decapoda, Nephropidae. The record is from RefSeq and is a predicted model, not a curated record.